AUGCUGCGCCGUAGCUCAGUCGUGCUGGCGAGGUUCCAGCCGUACUCGAUGGCGGUGCAAACCCGGUUUAAAUGGCGGCACAAGGAGACGGACCGGUGGCGGCGGCUGAUGGACGCGACGUGCUUCCAAGUUGAUUGGCUCGGCCAGACGGCCGGCCCGAACUUCGCGCAGUACAGCGGGCACUGGACGCACAUGAUCACCUGCGCGCACGUGAUCACGCCGUGGGAUUACCCCAACUUCUACCCACCGCAGGGGCCAACCCGAUUCGUCUCGCACAUUACUCUGGCGGACACCAUGACGCAGAUUCGGCUCGUCUCGAUGCAGGGCAAUGCCGUGUACAAGCACUUCACGUCAAAUCAACACGUCUUCGUGCAUUCGAACCCGCGGCUGGACCUGUGCGUCCUGCACCCGGAGCAAAAUCUGAAGCGCAGUGGCGAGAUGAAGAUGAUGUGGAUGCAGAACGAAGGGUACAUUUUACGUCCGCGCCUGGAGAUCAACGAAACGCUGAAGGUCGGCGAUCACGUCUGGGUGUACGGCAUGUCAGCGCAUGAGUCGCUGUUUGAUGAGGAAAAGGGGCCAGAGCCUCUCAUGAUCCCUACCGGCGUCCGCGCUCGCGUGCACAGCGUCACGCGCGAGCACUUCUUCCUGGACACAAUGGCACUCGAGGACAACCCAGAUCGUGGCCGCAUCCAGAUGGGCAUGUGCGGCUCCGUCGUGAUGCGCAACGGCAAGUGUGUCGGCAUGCUGACGGCGACGGUGCACGAAGAGAGCGACUGUAAAGAGCUCGCAGGGACGGCCAUGUGCACGUAUUCGUCUGACAUCUUCGAGUUCCUGCUGGAGGUGGAAAAGCAAAUGAAGAACCCCGUUGCGCGUCAGAGCCAGGAGGAGACCCGCUUUGAGCAGCGGCGCCGCGCCGAGGGGUGUGUGGUGAAGGAGUACAAGCACUGGGAGCUGGACGAGAGCCGCACGGCCCGCCACAUCCCCGUCCCUGUUUCGCUCUGGCAUAUGGAGGAGAAGUGGGUGACGGAGGAGGAUUACAUGAACAGCGCCGUCUUUGGCCGCAGCGGUGCCUUUAACCAAGAAACGCAGGAGAGCGCGCUGGGCUACGACAUGAACUCCGCCAAGACAAAUGGCGACCGCCCAGGUGACAUCGACUCCUUUAUGUCGACCACGGCGACUGGCAAGCCUGUGAUGCAAGGCGAGCGAAAGGACUACAGCCCGACCGGCGUGUACGCGAACGCGGAGGAGUUCAAGAACAAGGAUGUGUGGGACUACAACGUGAGCUCCGAGAUGCGCUCUCUGUUCAACGAAACAGUCGACAGCAAGGACGCUGAAAGCCUCAACAUGAUGCGCAAGUCGCUUGAGAACAUCCGUGCGCAGCGGGCGAUGGAGAAGAUGAAGGAGACCGUGAUGAACCGCACGGAGUCGGGCUUCGAUCCGCUGAAGAGCUACGGCCACUACGGCGGGAGCGCCGACGCCGGGGCCGCCAACUUCAGCCCAGAGUACGCUUCAGCCCACAAAGGUGGUGGGGACGCCUACAGUUACGCGCAAGCAGCUCAGCAGGCGGCGCGCGAGCAGCCAGGGGACCAUGCAUCACCUGCGUCGUCUCCGCCGCCGCCGCCGCCAAAUGAGUCCGUUAUAGAUCGAAAGAAGCGCGAGCGACGUGAGGCGGAGGCCGAGUAUCAGGAGGAGCUGCGCCGUCGCCAUGGGCAGCGCGCCGUUCCCUUCGGCGACAAGGACCUCGGCGGCUUCUGGGAGCGACGCUGA
Leishmania mexicana MHOM/GT/2001/U1103 is the source of this 1767-nucleotide messenger RNA. RefSeq lists its product as hypothetical. The coding region runs from base 1 to 1767 and encodes 588 amino acids. The transcript has a single exon. Lineage: Eukaryota; Euglenozoa; Kinetoplastea; Trypanosomatida; Trypanosomatidae. The record is from RefSeq and is a predicted model, not a curated record.